Molecule: messenger RNA, 5503 nt
Organism: Salvelinus fontinalis (brook trout)
Lineage: Eukaryota; Metazoa; Chordata; Actinopteri; Salmoniformes; Salmonidae
Product: SLIT and NTRK-like protein 6
Exons: 2
Coding region: 418-3036 (872 amino acids)
Biological process (GO): axonogenesis; regulation of presynapse assembly; positive regulation of synapse assembly
Cellular component (GO): membrane
Molecular function (GO): protein binding
Source: RefSeq, a predicted model, not a curated record
GGGAGGAGCCCAGAACAACUACAAUACUUCGGAGCUUUACGCGGCUCAAAAGCAUGCCAAUUCUAAGGAACAGUAUUCCAAAAAGGCUCUACAGUUACACUCACCCUUCAGUGGCUGGUAACUUAUCAGAAGAAGUUAACAGAGAGGAUGAACCAGGGAGACUAAUAAGGAUCUACAUGAAUUAAUGAAUUAAUCAAAGAUAAAUUGGAAAGGCCAACACAUCCCACAAUUGCCUCGGACGGGUCGUGUCGGGUUGAACACUUUGCAAUAUCACGGAAAUAUCGGCAUUGUAAACGCCGACAGUCUAGUAUUAAAACAAGAGGUGACAAAAGUAAACGUUAUUUACACCAGUAUGCCUAGCCUAUUCUCUAAAGAAGAUGCUGUAAAAUUUAAAUAAACGGUUUGCGGGGACUUUUGAUGCUUUGCAUCCUGACGUCUCCACAUGGAUCAACCUCUCUAACCCAAGCAUCCUUUGGAUUAGCCACAGUCUUUCUCAUUCUGCACAACGGAUACAACGGACAGAAAAUGCUACCCCGCAUCGUUUUCCUUUGCUCAUUUUUCACUGCUGCUUGUUUCCAAGACAUCCAGCCCUCCAAGGCAUUUCUGAGUGAAUCCUGUGACUCAUUGUGUACUUGUGAAGAAAAAGAUGGCAUCCUGUAUCUUAACUGUGAGGAGAGAAAUAUCAGCAAGAUCUCCCAAAUCAAAGUGCCGUCAGCUCGACCUUUCCACCUCAAUCUGUACAAAAACGACUUGGUGGAGUUGCAUGCAGAAGACUUGGAAGGUUUAAAGAAUGCCGUUUCACUUCAUCUCGGGGCUAAUAGCAUACAAGAGCUUGAACCUGGGGUCUUUAGUGCACUGGGCUCCUUGAAGAAGCUCCACAUCAACAGUAAUUUCCUGGUCAUGUUGAAGGAAGACACUUUUCACGGCUUGGUAAAUUUGGAGUUUCUCCAGGCGGACACAAACUUCAUCCGCGUGGUCGAGCCGGGGGCAUUCAGCAAACUCAUCCGCCUCAAAGUUCUGAUCCUCAACGACAAUGCCAUCGAGUUUCUUCCCAGCAAUAUUUUCCGGUUUGUUCCGCUCACCCACUUGGACCUGCGGGGGAACCAGUUACAGACCCUGCCUUACGUUGGCUUCCUGGAGCACAUUGGGCGGAUCAUGGAGCUUCUUCUGGAGGACAACGACUGGAUGUGCGAUUGUGAGAUCCUUCACCUGAAGAUCUGGAUGGAGAACAUGCGGGCCCAGUCCGCCAUUGGGGAGGUGGUCUGCAGCAGCCCCCACCAGCUCAGGGGCACCAUCCUAGCCAAAAUCAAACGGGAUGUUCUCUGCCCCUCUCACGCUGAUAUCAACUUAGAGGAGCCUUCCAAGUCACUGGACAUGGUGGUCACUCCGUCUUCCAAAGUGGCAGAGAUUCCGAAGUUAGAGGGCGCCAAGGAUGACGUAAAGAUUCCGACACCUGCUUAUGUUCCAGGGAGUCCUUGUGUGGAACACUGUUCUUGUCACAGUCACCCUGUGGCUGGGUUUUUAAUGCAUUGUCAGGACAGAGGGAUUCAACGGAUUUCAGAUAUUGGAAUACUUGGGCAAAGCCCUACCAAGCUGGUGCUCACAGGAAACAUGAUUCAGAGACUGUUGAAAUAUGACUUUGUCACAUAUGACGGUUUGGAGUUAUUGAAUUUAGCCAACAAUCGAAUUGAUUACAUUGACAAUGAAACUUUUCUCAGCUUAAGCAAUUUGAAAAAACUUUAUCUCAACGGCAACAGAAUUGAAACCCUUUCCGCGACCAUGUUCAUUGGACUCCACAACCUUGAAUACCUAUAUUUGGAAUAUAACAUUAUCAAAGAAAUUGUUCCAGGAGCUUUUAAUCCUUUGCCAAAUCUCAAACUCUUGUCUUUGAAUAACAAUCUGCUGACUAGUCUCCCAUUGCAGAUAUUUCGCAACAUGCCCCUCACCAAACUGAACCUGAGAAAAAAUCUGCUCAUGCACCUGCCUGUUAGCAACGUGCUGGACCAGCUUGACUCUUUAGAGCAGAUUUAUUUAGAGGACAACCCCUGGGACUGCAGCUGUGACUUAAUCAGUCUCAAACAGUGGGUUGAGAAGCUGAGGAAGGACACAGUCGUAGGUUCCAUUUUGUGUCACACACCGAGAAAAGUGGCGAAAGCUGAGCUGAGGGCCCUCAGAAACGAGUUGCUGUGCCGCGGCCUUGUGACCUACUCCUUGCCCACGGAUGAGGACGAGACAACCACAGUGUCGACUGACGGCACUAGGAGCGGUUUCUUCAGCUCAAUCACGGACUCAGUUCCGCUCUCCGUUCUGAUCCUUAGCUUGCUCGUCAUCUUCCUCAUGGUCAUCUUCUGUUCAGCAGGGAUCGUGGCAUUCCUCGUGCACAGACGGCGAAGGAGGGUGAAGAAGAAACAGGCGGAGGAGCAGCCGCGGGAGAGCAGCAGCCCCAUCCACCUGCAAUACAGCAUGUACGGCCAGAAAACCACACACCACACACUGGGGCAGAGGACCGGAAGCACCGUGUACGACGAGCGCUCACACAGCCCCAUCGUCCAGAUCUGCCGCAACCCCACCUACUGCACUCAGCAUAAAGAAUAUGAGUCUGACCUCAAUGAACUGGACGAACCAAAGCACAUCUGUCGUAGCAUCAUGGAGACAGAGAAUACUUCCCCUCUCACAGGCUCUAAUUUGAAGUUCAGAGCUGUGACGUCCGACUGCCCAACUGAGUUCGUAACACUCGGAGAUGCGAGCUCCCUCUAUAAAAACAUACUAGAGAGGGAGAGGGUUAGGGAGCUGCAGCAGCUCGGAAUUACUGAAUACCUCCGGAAAAACAUGUCCCAGCUGCAACCAACGGUAGAGAUGCAGGUCCCAGGAUCAGGACACCACGAGGAACUGAAAUUAAUGGAGACUAUUAUGUUGUCGAGACCACGGAAGGUCAUGGUGGAACAAAUGCAAAAUGAGUACUUUGAGCUCAAAGCUAACCUACACACCGAGCCAGAUUAUUUGGAGGUUCUGGAGCAUCAAACUGCAUUUAACUGAUAGAAGAAGACAAUUCAUGGUUUUAUAUUCAACUCCAGAAGUGCCUUGUUCAAAACUGCCAUCUUAUGUUUUCAGUCGAAGACCUACAUAUCCCACAGCGGUCUUGGACAUACAAGUCAUUUGUAGCACAGAAUGUACUGUAUAAUUAUCAAUUUUUUGGUUAUUUUGUUUUCCUAUACAGUGCCUUGCAAAAGUAUUCAUCCCCCUUGGUGUUUUUACUAUUUUGUUGCAUUACAACCUGUCAUUUAAAUUCAUUUUAAUUUGGAUUUCAUGUAAUGGACAUACAUAAAAUAGUCCAAAUUGGUGAAGUGAAAAAAAUGUAAACUUGUUUCAUAAAAAUAAAAAAAAAGAGAAAACGGAAAAGUGGUGCAUGCAUAAGGUAUUCACCCCCUUUGCUAUGAAGCCCCUAAAUAAUAUCUGGUGCAACCAAUUACUUUCAGAAGUCACAUAAUUAGUUAAAUAAAGUCCACCUGUGUGCAAUCUAAGUGUCACAUGAUCUGUCACAUGAUCUCAGUAUAUAAACACCUAUUCUGAAAGGACCCAGAGUCUGCAACACCACUAAGCAAGAGGCACCAUGAAGACCAAGGAGCUCUCCAAACAGGUCUGGGAGAAAGUUCUGGAGAAGUACAGAUCAGGGUUGGGUUAUAAAAAAAUAUCUGAAACUUUGAACAUCCCACGGAGCACCAUUAAUUUAAAUCGAUUAUUAAAAAAAUGGAAAGAAUAUGGCACCACAACAAACCUGCCAAGAGAGGGCCGCCCACCAGAACUCACGGACCAGGCAAGGAGGGCAUUAAUCAAAGAGGCAACAAAGUGACCAAAGGUAACCCUGAAGGAGCUGCAAUGCUCCGCAGCGGAGAGUGGAGUAUCUGUCCAUAGGACCACUUUAAGCUGUACACUCCACAGAGCUGGGCUUUACAGAAGAGUGUCCAGAAAAAAGUCAGACAUGUUUUGUGUUCGCCAAAAGGCAUGUGGGAGACUCCCCAAACAUAUGGAAGAAUGUACUCUGGUCAGAUGAGACUCAAAUUAAGCUUUUUGGCCAUCAAGGAAAAUGCUAUGUCUGGUGCAAACCCAACACCUUACAAUGUGGAGAGAUGUUUCAACACCUCACAUCACCCCGAGAACACCAUCCCCACAGUGAAGCAUGGUGGUGGCAGCAUCAUGCUGUGGGGAUGUUUUUCAUCGGCAGGGACUGGGAAACUGGUCAGAAUUGAAGGAAUGAUGGAUGGCGCUAAAUACAGGGGAUUCUUGAGGGAAACCUGUGGUAUGUCUUAAAGAUUGCUGUACACCAGCGGAACCCAUCCAACUUGAAGGAGCUGGUGCAGUUUUGCCUUGAAGAAUGAGCAAAAAUCCCAGUGGCUAGAUGUGUCAAGCUUAUAGAGACAUACCCCAAGAGACUUGCAGCUUUAAUUGCUGCCAAAGGUGGCUCUACAAAGUAUUGACUUUAGGGGGGUGAAUAGUUAUGCACGCUCAGGUUUUCUGUUUUUUUUUUGUCUUAUUUCUUGUUUGUUUCACGAGAAAAAAUAUUUUCUGUCUUCAAAGUGGUAGGCAUGUUGUGUAAAUCAUAUGAUACAAACCCCCCAAAAAUCAAUUUUAAUUCCAGGUUGUAAGGCAACAAAAUGGAAAAAUGUUAAGGGGGGUGAAUACUUUCGCAAGCCACUGUAGACAGACAGCACUUGAAGUUGCUGAUAUAACAGAUAUCUUUCCCAAAUGUAAUUAUCAGGAAGGCAAAUAGGCACUGCAGGGGUAAGUUUUUGUUACCAGUUCAGCUUCGAUCUUUGGCAGGCCUUCAACUCUGUCAGGCUGUUUCCAUCAUAUGCCAUAAUCAGCAUGCUCAAAAUGCCGUAGACUUAACAAAAUGCCAACAUGUAUUCUGGGUCGCAAUGAUGGAGUGCACAUUAGUGCUGUCAUUCAUUAGAUUUAGCCCUUGCAUUAUUUCAAUACCACAUUUUGUAUUCCAACCAGUGGGAACAUCUUUAUACAAAUCCAUUUUCCCAAAACAUAGCACUUAAAAGUCCCAGUACAUAUAUAAAUCAUAACUUGCAUCUGUACAGAAGAAAUGCAUUGCACUAAUCAAAUGCCAUUUAAAAGAUGGUGCAUGACAAUCAACUUACUUUUCAACAGCAAUUUCUGUUUAUUGUUGUUCCUUUCCUGCUACUGAAGGGGACAGAACUACUGAUGUGUAUAAGAACCUUUUGUAUGAGUGUCAUUUUUACAAAUCACAACUGACCAGUUUCUCUCAGCAUGAUAAAUGUUCAGGUUAUGCGUUCACUUUAUUCUUCUGAUCGAGUAAGCAACCCUGUUCAACUCUGAAAAUGUUUUAUGUAAACUUUAUUUUAUACCAAUGUAGAUAAAAUAAUUUAUUCUGUAAUUUUUGUAAAUAUGUCACACAUUCUAUGUUAUUUUGUGCCUUCAGUGUUGUGCAGGUGAACAUGUAUGAAAUGUAAAUAAAGAAUUGCAAUACUGCAAA